Molecule: messenger RNA, 2903 nt
Organism: Aspergillus ibericus CBS 121593
Lineage: Eukaryota; Fungi; Ascomycota; Eurotiomycetes; Eurotiales; Aspergillaceae
Product: putative C6 transcription factor
Exons: 4
Coding region: 98-2431 (777 amino acids)
Biological process (GO): regulation of DNA-templated transcription; DNA-templated transcription
Molecular function (GO): zinc ion binding; DNA-binding transcription factor activity, RNA polymerase II-specific; DNA binding
Source: RefSeq, a predicted model, not a curated record
CUCGUGUUUGCUGUUGCUGGGUUUGUCCGUGCUAUUGAGGGCUGGGACCAAAGGGGGCUGACAAGUUUUCUCGCCUGGUCUCGUCUUUUCUUUGACAAUGAGCGACAACAACAACCGGCCCCCUCCUUUCUCUUAUGCCUCAUUCACCUCGUCUUCUUCCUCGGACCUGCCGGGUAAUGAUCCCAAGUACCAUUCCUGGCCGGCCCCCCAGUAUCCGCACCAGUCUUCCUUUGGCCCUCCUCCUGCCUCUUACGAGCCCGUCCCGUCCAGUCAUGCUGAGAACCCCGCUGCUGGCAGCUCCCGGAGCGCCCCUGGGGACCGCACUGCGAAUUCCAAGGUGGCCAUCCCCCGGACCGUGAGUACCAGCACCUGGACCAGCAGUGGACGGGUCAGCCGGGCCUGUGAGAACUGUCGGGACCAGAAGGCCAAAUGCAGCGGCCACCGCCCAACCUGCCAGCGGUGCCAGGAGUCGGGAAUCCGCUGCUCGUAUGGGGACCGGAAGCGAGAAAAGAUGGCCAAGCAGCUCAGUGAUUUGACGACCCAGGUCCAGGUAUAUGAAACCCUUUUGCGAGAGCUUUCCCCCAAGCUGGAUUCUCAGACGGCACAGUACGUCGACCAGAUUUUGAACGAUCAAAGGGACGAUAAUGAACAGCUCGCUGGUCUCCAUGCGUCGGCGUCCUUAUCGGCCUCCAAAGCAGCCGAUAUGGCCCUGCUGUCGAAUGCUUCCCCGGGUUCUUCACUGGCAGCCCUGGACUAUACCAACGAGGAUUUUAACCGGGACGAAAAGAUACAAGCCAUGGGCUUCGUCGGUGAACAUUCCGAGAUCGCAUGGAUGUACCGGUUGAAGCGCCUUCUGGAACGGUCCAACUCCGUCUCCCCCCGAGAAACGUGGGAUCGUCAAUCGGUCUCCUCCGUAAAUUUCUUCCUGGACGACUCGGAUAUCCCGGUUAUUGAUGAUGUCGACCCAUCUCAACGGCCGCCGGUCACCGUUGCUGACCAGCUGGUCGAUAGCUAUUUCUACGCCGUACAUCCAACUUUUCCGAUUGUGGGCAAGAUGAUCUUUCUGGCACAGUACAAGUCCUUCUAUUCGGCACCCUACGUACGGCCGGGAAAACGAUGGCUUGCGAUCCUCAACCUAAUAUUCGCCGUCGCGGCACGACACGUCCGCCAUUUUUAUAACGAGGCCGAAAAUGGGCUGGAUGACAGCCUGGUCUACUUCUCGCGGGCCUGGAAGUUGAGCAUGAGUGACACAGCGCUGCUCGAGCACCCGAAUCUGCAGCAAGUCCAAGUGGAAGGACUGACUUCGUUCUAUCUCAUGACGAUAGGACAAGUAAACAGGUCCUGGAGAAUUUGUGGAAUCUCGAUCCGCUCCGCUGUUACCAUGGGGCUGAAUCUACGAAGCGAAAGCAAUUCGAUUGUCCAUGUCUCCAAGGAGACCCGGUAUCGGGUCUGGUGGUCACUUUAUAUGCUGGACAACUCUCUCUGCGUGAUGACGGGCCGACCACCGAGCACUAGUGACGAUUUCUUCACCACCCCGCUGCCUGUGCCAUUUCGCGAGGAGGAGUUCAUGGAUAACAAGGUAGUUCAACUCAUUGCUGACCACGACGCGCGGAACAUCUUCAUGGAGACCUUUUGUCUCCGAGGCCCUGGGAAAGCGGUGGACAGUGGCGGAACGCCCGAUUCCUUCCGCUUACCGAUGCCGACGGGGGGCAAACAGAGUGAGCAGAUUGUGGCCGGCGCCAUCGAAGCGCUCACACCCAACACCUCGCUCUACUUCCUCUACCAUAUUGACCUAGCACUGGUCAUGCGCGAGUCGGUUGACCUGUUGUAUGCGCCAGGAGCCGUUCGGAAAUCGUGGCGGGAGAUUGAAGUGAACAUCUCCAUGCUGCAUGGUAAGGCAGAAGCGUGGCUUUCCCGGCUCCCCCCUGCGUUUCACUUCACCCAAGGCGCGCCGUCCUUCGAAAGGCAAAGGGUGAGCCUCGCCUUUCGCUUCUUCAGCACCAAGUUGCUCAUCACGCAGCCUUGCCUAAGCCGUCUCGCCCAGCAAAAUUACGGCAAUGACCCACCAGGCCGUUUCUGUGAGACCAUGGCGGGGGUGUGUGUUGAGCAUGCAAGUCAGAUGCUCGACCUACUGCCUGACCCCCCUGACCUCCCUUGGGUCUACCGGAUCUCGCCCUGGUGGUGCAUCCUACACUAUCUCAUGCAGUCGACCACGGUUCUCAUCAUCGAGUUGUUGCUUAUGGUCAAACCCGGGACUGCCAAGUUCCGAAAAGUGGCCGGGCAGGUUUCCAAGGCGACCUGCUGGUUGGCGGAGAUGUCGACGAAAGACCCAUCUUGCCAACGGGCCUGGCUGGUGUGUAAGGAUCUUAUCUCCGAGCACGCCCCCGAACUUGGUUCUAUCGCAGGCCCCGCCAACCGCGGCAAAACCUGACUGCUCGAAGGGUGUGAACGGUGACCUGGAAACAUGCCCUGAUCUCCCAUCAACCUUGCAUUUCCGGAAUAAGACCGAGCAUCCACCGAGGACCCCUGUCCAGAGAUGGCUUGUGCUAACCCCUUGUAGUGGUCGCCUUCCCCCCGGCCGUGACCACUAAGACUGUCCUGCCCAGAUGUACUUGGGAUGAGGGAAUUUGGAAUCUUUUCCCUGCCCCGUCUAUUAUUGUCAUUUGGCCGCAUUGGUACUGGAGUAGGUCUCAUUCACAUUUCCACUUUCUGUUUCUAUUCCUGCCCCAUGGCCCCUCUUCAGGUUGGAUGAGGCUUCAUGAUUUUCAAUAGAUGUAGACGUCACCGACUCUUUGCCCCGUGAAAUUCGGGAGUGGAUCUACAUAGCGCGCGUGCGCGCCUUGUCUUAAGUCGCAACCCGUCAGGGCGUCCUUCCCCGAAUGGGUCUUUGCCUUUUUUGCAGC